Molecule: messenger RNA, 4538 nt
Organism: Bubalus bubalis (water buffalo)
Lineage: Eukaryota; Metazoa; Chordata; Mammalia; Artiodactyla; Bovidae
Gene: MCUR1
Product: mitochondrial calcium uniporter regulator 1
Exons: 9
Coding region: 58-1143 (361 amino acids)
Biological process (GO): calcium import into the mitochondrion; positive regulation of mitochondrial calcium ion concentration
Cellular component (GO): mitochondrion; mitochondrial inner membrane
Source: RefSeq, a predicted model, not a curated record
GCGGGGGCCGCGCGCGACUGGUAUGAGCGCGCUCCUGGGCCAGUGACCGCGUCGGGGAUGGACUGCGGCUCCGUCGCGGCCGAGAGGCCGAAGUGCCCGCUCAGCCGCCGGCGGCUCCUGCCCCUCCUGGCCGCCGGCCGCGCUGGAGGUCCGGGUGGCCGCGGCAUCCCCGCGCACCGCCUCCUGCCCGCGCUACCCGGCGGUCCGGGGGCGCUGCGCCCCGGCGCCCAGGCGGCCCGCGGCGGCGCGGCACGUGCCUCCCCGUUGCUCCUCCUCCUGCUGGUGCCCUGCCCGCGCCGGGCGGCCGCGGCCUCGCGCCGGCCGCCCGCGGACUGGGAGCGCCCGCGCGCCGGCCCCCCGGCCGGGCGCGGCGGCGUGUGGAGAAGCCAGCCGGGCCUGGCCCCGGGCCUCGCGGGUGCGGCGGGCGCGUUCCCCCGGUGCCUGGGCCGGGUGGCCGCCCUGGCGUCCUCCAGGAGAGAGCUGAGCCUCUGUGCUGGGAACCUGCAGCUGGACAGCAAAAGAAGAGAGUUCACCUCUUCUGGGAACAGGAAGCUCUACUUUGACACCCAUGCCUUAGUGUGUGUGCUCGAGGAGAAUGGGUUUACUACUCAACAAGCAGAAGUCGUCGUAUCUGCCUUGAUCAAGAUCAUGGAGGCCAACAUGGAUAUCAUCUACAAAGAUAUGGUCACCAAGAUGCAGCAGGAGAUCACUCUUCAGCAAAUAAUGUCUCAGAUCGCCAAUGUGAAAAAAGAUAUGAUUAUUUUGGAGAAGAGUGAAUUUUCAGCCCUCAGAUCAGAAAAUGAGAAAAUAAAACUUGAGCUCCAUCGGUUAAAACAACAAGUAAUGGAUGAAGUGAUCAAAGUCCGAACAGAUACCAAAUUGGACUUCAAUCUAGAAAAGAGCAGAGUGAAAGAACUGUAUUCGUUAAACGAAAGGAAGCUGCUGGAAAUAAAAACAGAAAUGGUGUCACUGCACGCCCAGCAGGAUCGGGCCGUCACACAGACAGACAGAAAGAUAGACACUGAGGUUGCUGGCCUGAAAACCAUGCUUGAGUCUCACAAGCUUGAUAAUAUUAAAUAUUUAGCAGGAUCUGUAUUUACGUGCCUAACAGUAGCUCUGGGAUUUUAUCGCCUGUGGAUAUAAUAAAGUGUCUAUUUAAAGAGCAUUCUAUUGUUCUGCCUUAAGAACACCAGAUUCUUGCUGUACUUUUUUUUUUCUCAUUUCUAAUUAUAAUGCUGAUUUUUAAAUUUAAUGCAUAUUAUUUAUUUUAUGCAAAUGAUGGACAUAUAACCAAGGCAAAGAAGUAAGAAAUUUCAUAACUGCUUCUUUCAUCUCUUCUAUUUAGUUAACUUUAUAACUCUGAGUGGUGGACAAAGCAAGGAGGACUCCACUCCCCUGGACCAGUGAACUCAGUCUAACUUGCAGGACAUAGCAACAGUAAAUAUGUGUAUAACUCUGCAAUUUUAAAUCUUCUGUCUCAUCAAGGAUUUGGGGUCUCCGUGUAGAGGCCCAGGAACUUUACUAAGUGCUGAAGAAUCACGGUAACCAAACCAAGAGCAUCGAUCAAAUCUUCUUCACCUGCUGACCCAGACCUGACAUCAGCCGGUCCCUGUGUUAGAGGUUGUGUUUCAAGUCCAGUCAGUUGGUAGCCUCAUGCUACACUGUACUUGACACCAGAGAGAGAUUUUUUUUUCUUUUGGUUUCCAUUAUCUUCGUUAUUAUUCUGCUUAUUGUUUAUGCACCUUCCAGCUGGAAAAUCUUAUUGCCUAAUGAAGUAUUAUGAUUAGGAUGGAGACUGUCCCAGCUUCCUGGUGUGUAGACUUCUUCUGCCUUCUUCCCCCUUACUCGGUCCCUCCUCCUCUCCCUCUUGAUUUAAGAGCUAUCAUAAUGCUCCAGGGAUGACACUGUCUCCCUAGAAAACGUGCUCACUCUCAGCAUGGAAGUCAACUUCAGUGUAUUUGAUCAUCACCCUAUUGGCCUUCUUCAGCUUUGUACACGAUACAAGGAAAGCACAAGGCACAAUGUCUGUAGCAAUACUGAGAUAGUUAGCUAGUGUAGGUACUGCUCAGAAAUAUCUUUAAUGAAGAUGCCUUUGCCAAUUACAAGCUCAGGUCAUAGGCUUUGAAAAUUAGAGAACUGUCCUGCCAGGUAUCAGCCUAAUAUGGGUUGAUUUCUUUGGUUGUUAAAGACAUCCUCAUAGUGACCUUACCUCUGCAUUUAAAACAGAUUACUAGAUACAACUGGGAGGGGCAUGGAAAUGCACAUUCUCGUCUAACUUGAAUGACCUGCCUGUAAAGAGAAUAAGCAUUCAAGAAAUGAUGACAUCAGAUGUCUCCUUCCUGUCUUUCUCACACGUGCGUGUGCAUAUCUAUGCAUACCUGGUCCAGUGGAAAAAUGGAUCACACUGGUAGAAUAAAGUACCCAUCAUUACUCUUCCAUCCACAGUGGUAACAAUGUUGUCCUCUGUCCUUUGGAUGCCAUUUCUAAACUUUGUAAGUCAUUGCCUUGUUUGAGAAUAUUUGUGUAACCUAAAGAGUCUGAGCUCCAGAGAAGUAUGAAAAUCAAAUGCUUUGGCAUUCGUGGUGUCAGUUUCAAAGUGAAAAAUAAUCUUUUUUCAGCUAGAUCCAAAGUUCCCUUAACUGCCACAAAAGGUACUUUAUCACUAUAUUCUCUCCCUUUCAGAGAAGGUGCUCCAGAAAAUCCUGUUCAUUUAACAAUUGCCCUAAGUAUUAAAGAGUGAAGUAAGUGACUUCCCAUUAAGCCCACCUUUGCAACAUAACUUUGAUUAGGGAGAGCCAGAAGGAGGCUGGAGCACACACCCUCCAACAAAAUAAAGUCCCAGGAGGAAAAGCACUGUCCGCACUUCUGUUUCAAAGCAAAUACCAAUGUGUUCGCAAAGUGACCUUAUAUUCUGAUAAAAUAUUUUUUAGAUAACACUCAGCUGGAUGACUUUCUGUCCUCCACCAAUAUUCCAUGUGACAUUCCUCCUAGUGAGGGCGGGCAGCACCACCUGUCACUUGUUCCAGGCCAUCACUGACUGCAGUGGAGUCCUCCGAAGUACCAGCCCGCACCUCCCCAGCCUCGGGGAACAACGAACUCUCCUCUUGGUGGCCCGGACUGCCGGUUCGGGACCGCGUUCUCUAUUUAGUCAGAUACAUUCUAUUUGAAAGCACAGGAGCCAGAAAUGCAAGUAUACCCUUCCCAGUGCUCGCCCGGCCGUCUGUGAGCCUGUAAGUGGCUGGGGCUGGAUUCCGUGUGACCGUUCCUGAGCUCAGCUGGCUUGGAGGAAAUUCAGCAUUAGCACUCAGAAGGGAAAAGAUGCCUGACGAAACUCCGUGCAUCUAGCACGUGGGGGAAUUGGGCAUAGUGAGGUCCUGAAGAUCACCCUUCCAGGCACAGGUUCCUAACCGUGAAUGUCAAGUGGCCUGAGUCCUUAUUUCCUGUUCAUGCACGAACCGCUCAGAAGGUUCCUCCGUACCUUCUCUACACUCCCCUGCUUUUUGUCUUUUUAAAAGAGCUUAAGCUGCAGCCCGACUCCUCUCCUGUUCCCUUCAUAAGCAAGCCUGUUUGUGUGUAUGGUUCUUUAGAGGAAACGUGAAUUCUGACUUCCUUGCUGGUCUCAGCCCUCCACUAAGUACUUUUCCAGCUCGGUAGCUAACAAAACUACAUCCGAAGGUCUUCGUCUUUCCGCUUAAGGAUGUCAAGUACCAGUCGAGAAGUCUCUGGUUCAGGAAGAAAGGCUUGACUCAAGCCAGCCAUCUUGCUCUGAGCUCUUUGAAACGCAGCCUCCUGAGCCAUAGGGUCUGUGGCCCGCCUGGGCUGCGGCCCUUUGCUGCCGCACAGAGUGACGAGCUCUUCCUCCUGUCCCACGCUCCUCCGCAGCCUCUCCUCCUGCUAACAACUAGCUGUGUCAGCGUUGGCAGGGACCUCUCUCCCCCCGAUAUGCCGUGUUCUGAGAAUUUUGGCGUCAUUCCUGAACAAAUGUCAUAUAGACGGCACUAUGGAACUCACGUCUCGAAAACUGGCUCUUAACAUACGUUCAUCACAUGUGUUGUGACUUUUCUGACACUGGAGCAAAAACAUGUUAAUCGGGAGUGAUUUAUUCUUUAUAGAAAAUGUUUGAGCCUGUUUAGCCUUUUAUCAGGGUUUCAUUUGGAAAAUACCAACCUUCCUGCAGAUUUAUAACUUAUGUUGCUCUCAUUAUAACCCAGAUCGUUCCUUAACCCUUUUAUUACUUAAGCAAAUGUUUGGUUACAUUGUACUGUAUGACAGAGGGGGCCUAAUAUUCUUAUGAUCUAAAAUAAAAUAUUUAAUUUUAUGUGAUUAGAAUACUCUUCUGUUAGUUCACAUUGAAUAUGAAAAACUAGAACAACUUCUGCCUACACUCUGUUUAUACUGUUUUUUUCCUUCCAGUUGUAUAUGAUAACAAUGAUGUAUUAUUUUAAAAAUCUAAAACCUAAACAUUUGGAUUUGCAUACAGGAUACAUUUGAAAGUGGUUAUUUGAUUUAAAAAAUAAAUUCAUAUUCAAAAGACUUAA